UAUUUGGUGGGGGAAAAGGUUUGCUGCUAGGUAUAAAUAUGAUGACUCAAUUAUCCGAAGUCAUUCUAACGAUUGUUACGGUUCCGGGAGGUACUGUUCUGAUCCUUUUGCUCAAAUAAAAUUUCAUAAUGACUGGUCGUGGAAAGGGAGGGAAGGGAUUGGGAAAGGGAGGUGCAAAGCGUCAUAGAAAAGUUCUUCGCGAUAAUAUCCAAGGUAUCACUAAACCUGCGAUUCGUCGUUUGGCUCGUCGAGGUGGUGUGAAACGUAUAUCUGGGUUAAUUUACGAAGAAACUCGUGGCGUAUUAAAAGUUUUUCUGGAAAACGUCAUUCGCGAUGCGGUCACGUAUACCGAACACGCUAAGAGAAAGACUGUGACAGCCAUGGACGUUGUUUAUGCUUUGAAACGUCAAGGACGUACUCUCUAUGGAUUUGGUGGUUAAAGACCGCCAUAAGUGCAGAUCCUUCAAUUAUCUUCUGAUCGGAAAACGGCCCUUUUCAGGGCCA
This is a messenger RNA of Vespula pensylvanica (western yellowjacket), 504 nucleotides long. RefSeq names its product histone H4. Gene Ontology annotation, molecular function: protein heterodimerization activity; DNA binding; structural constituent of chromatin. The coding region runs from base 129 to 440 and encodes 103 amino acids. The record is from RefSeq and is a predicted model, not a curated record. NCBI's taxonomy places the organism in Eukaryota, Metazoa, Arthropoda, Insecta, Hymenoptera, Vespidae. Gene Ontology annotation, biological process: nucleosome assembly. Gene Ontology annotation, cellular component: nucleosome. The transcript has a single exon.